Molecule: messenger RNA, 2978 nt
Organism: Gloeophyllum trabeum ATCC 11539
Lineage: Eukaryota; Fungi; Basidiomycota; Agaricomycetes; Gloeophyllales; Gloeophyllaceae
Product: carbohydrate esterase family 9 protein
Exons: 17
Coding region: 22-2835 (937 amino acids)
Biological process (GO): purine nucleobase catabolic process
Cellular component (GO): cytoplasm
Molecular function (GO): allantoinase activity
Source: RefSeq, a predicted model, not a curated record
CGUACGUCGUCCGUCGCAACGAUGGACAAGCCCGGUUUACUGCCCGCCUACGUGCCCCAGGCCGAACCCCCGCGCCGUGGUCGCCGUCCUCGCGUCUGGAGUGCUCUCUUCGCUGGUCUGCUUGUCUGCACUCUUCUCCGUCUGUCCACGCUCUGGCCACCGCUCCCCCGCCGCUCGUCUCACACGCUGCAAAAAUGCCGCUCGCUCAACGUCCUCCCGGGCCCUCCGCCCGACUUCAACACGCGGCCACAGUCCGACAGGUUCGUAGAGGGCACUAGGCCCACGCUCAUCAGAAACGCGACUAUCUGGACGGGGCGGAACAACGGGCUCGAGAUCCUCACCGGCGACAUCCUCCUCGACAAGGGCCUCAUCAAGGCCGUCGGCCACGUCCAGGACAGCCUGGUCAGAUGGUACGGGGAUGACCUCGUUCACAUUAACGCGCAGGGAUCCUGGGUGUCUCCAGGCAUAGUCGACCUACACUCCCACCUGGGAGUCUACUCUGCCCCGGCCCUGAGCGGUGCGAGCGACGGCAACUCUCGCCACGGGCCUGUCCUGCCCUGGCUCCGCAGCUUGGACGCGCUCAACACGCGCGACGACGCCUACAGGCUCUCCAUCUCGGGCGGUGUCACCACAGCCCUCGUGCUGCCCGGUUCUGCCAACGCUAUCGGUGGCCAGGCCUUUCCCAUCAAGCUCAGGCCGACGAAAGAACGGUCACCCAGCUCCAUGCUGCUCGAGCCACCGUAUGGAAUCAACGGCUCCGAGGUGGACCCCUCUCUACCGCCUCGGUGGAGACAUAUAAAACAAGCAUGCGGCGAGAACCCCGACCGCGUCUACUCGGGCACGCGCAUGGACACCAUGUGGGCGUUCCGCCAGGGGUACGAGCACGCGCGCCAGAUCAAGGAGCAGCAGGACGCGUACUGCGCAAAGGCCGAAAAGGGCUUGUGGGACGGCCUCGGCGCGUUCCCGGAGGAUUUGCAGUGGGAGGCGCUCGUGGAUGUUUUGCGGGGCCGGGUCAAGAUCCAGAAUCAUUGUUAUGAGACGGUGGACUUGGAGGAUAUCGUUAGAUUGUCGAACGAGUUCAAGUUCCCCAUUGCUGCGUUUCACCACGCGCACGAGACGUACCUCGUCCCUGGGACGCUUAAGAAAGCCUACGGCCACCCGCCCGCGAUCGCGCUAUUCGCCACGAAUGCACGGUACAAACGCGAGAGCUACCGCGGCUCCGAAUUCGCGCCGCGCAUCCUCGCCGAUGAGGGGCUGCAGGUCGUCAUGAAGAGCGACCACCCGGUGCUGAACAGCCGGUACCUGCUCUUCGAGGCGCAGCAGGCGCACUACUACGGCCUGCCCGCGAACCUCGCGUUGGCGGCCGUGACUUCGACGCCCGCGACGGUUAUGGGCGAGGACCAUCGGAUCGGGUACGUCAAGGAAGGUUACGACGCAGACCUUGUUAUCUGGGACAGCCACCCGCUGGCGCUGGGCGCGACGCCCAAACAAGUCUGGAUCGACGGCAUCGCACAGCUCGAUAACCCCCACGCCGCCCCGCCCAAGCCCGACUCCUUCCAAUCUGCCCCCGCCACGCCGGACUUCGACAAGGAGGCGCGCGACGCGCUGGAAUACGAGGGUCUCCCGCCGCUGCUGCCCGAGCACGCGGAGGCGGAGGUGGUGGUGUUCACGAACGUGGGGAGCGUGUACGUCAAGGCUGCCGGCGGGGUGCGGCAGGUGUUCCUAGCGAAGGAGCGCGAGGGCGUGGUGGUGGUGAGGAACGGGGAGGUGGUCUGCCAGGGCGCGUGUGACGCAGCCGCGUCUGCGGGAAAGGCGAAGCUCGUCGAUCUCAAGGGGGGCGCGAUCUCUCCUGGGUUGACCGCGUAUGGCUCGCCCUUGGCUCUUCAGGAGAUUCAGGGAGAGGUGUCGACGCAGGAUGGGUAUGCCCUCGACCCGCUCUCGGGAGAGCUACCCAAGGUCCUCGGAGGGGAUUAUUCAGUCAUGCAGGCCGUCGACGGACUGCAGUACGCUACCCGGGACGCACUUAUUGCUUACCGCUCCGGUGUUACCACCGGCAUAUCGGCACCUAAACCUCUCGGUUUCCUCUCAGGACUUAGCGUCGCGUUCUCGACUGGUGCCGCACACAAGCUCGAGAAGGGCGCGGUAGUGCAAGACGUCGCCGCUCUGCAUGUCUCGGUCGGACAUGGAGGGGCCAUCCCGAGCGUGAGCACCCAGGUUGCGGCUCUGAGAAGGCUGCUCGGCAGCGAGGGGAAGGGCGAUUUGGGGCGUUGGUUCGAGCGAGUUAGAGAGGGCAAGACUACUCUUGUCGUCACCGUCCAGAACGCAGACGUCAUGGCUACUCUGAUUCGCCUCAAGCGCGAAGUCGAAGCGGAGAUGGGCCAUAGCAUCAAGCUGACCUUUGCGGGAGCCACGGAGGCCCAUCUACUCGCAAAAGAAAUAGGCGAAAACGGCGUGGGAGUGCUCCUAACCCCUCCUCGUCCCUACCCAGGUGUCUGGGAGGAGCGUAGAGUCUUGCCGGGUCCCCCGUUGACUCGAGAUAGCUCUGUGUCAUUGCUGCUGGCACAUAACGUGACGGUGGGGAUCGGUACCCACGAGAACUGGGCUGCUCGCAACAUCCGAUUCGACGCUGCAUGGGCUGCGCUCGAGUCCCACAUCGAGCUUUCAAAGUCGGAGGCGCUCUCUCUGGCGUCUGUGAACGUGGAAGAGUUGCUUGGACUGUCCGUUCCUCCCGCUCUGAGCGAUCUGGUGGCCACUACGGGAGGCGAUCUGCUUGAUUUCAGUAGCAAAGUCGUCGGCGUCAUUUCACCGAGGAGGGGUGUUGUAGAUCUGCUAUGAUCUUCUAUGUCGGAGAAAGCAAGGAAUGGCUGAUGAAAUACAAUUGAUGCGAUACACAAGAACAAAUAAAUAAGUCGUGAAUCCGAUGAGAAGACCUAUCGCCCUGUAUCCAGAAUUCGUCGUCGAGUCCAUGGAAUUUGAGG